Messenger RNA from Drosophila takahashii, 5936 nucleotides. RefSeq lists its product as uncharacterized. The record is from RefSeq and is a predicted model, not a curated record. Gene Ontology annotation, cellular component: axoneme. NCBI's taxonomy places the organism in Eukaryota, Metazoa, Arthropoda, Insecta, Diptera, Drosophilidae. Gene Ontology annotation, biological process: cilium movement; axonemal central apparatus assembly.
GAAUUUUAGGGAACACAGCACAUGCCGAAAUGUCUCAAGCGGAGCCGAGUUCCUCGAGAUUGCCCUCGGGAGCAGAGGCUAGGAUUGGAAAAAACUCCAAGGAACGAGUUUCAAAAUCGGCAGGACGCAACAGCAAAAUGCGUCGCCAAUUUCAAUGCUGCAUUGCCAGGGAAUACUACAGUGAGUACUCGAACAUGGUGGAAUCGCUGCACAUCACGCCGCGAAUGAUGAUCCACCACAAAUGCUUUAAGGUCAAUAACACUUACGGGCUGUCGCUCAACAUUAAAAAUACAGGAUUGUAUCCCCGUUUGAUCAACAUAACCACCGACAGUCCCGAAGAUACGUCCAUUUCCAUACCGGAACUGGAGCUACAUCGCUACUUGGACACCGAUGAGUCCGUGGAGGUUAAGAUCUGGAUCCGAACCACUUCCAAACGAGAUAUCAACAGACGACGCCACAUCCUGGUCGAGUGCUUUCACCCAAACAUCAUCUUCCAAGUGCCCAUAAUUGUUUUGGACAAGCUGAAAUAUCCCUCGAUCAGCGACACUAUUACCUUUCCCAGCUGUGUGCCCGGCAACAAGACCCAUUACGAAAUGAUCAUCUACAACCCCACCAAAGAUCGCGUUCGAGUGCGAUACAGAAACACCAAUCGGGGUUUGGAAAUCAGUGACAAUAAUAAGGAUAUUUUGCCGCCCAGGGAUUAUGCCAAGCUUUUUCUAGUCAUCCAGCCGAAGAAGCUAAAUGUCUACAGGGGAUUCUUCAACAUAAAGUUUGGAGUGUUGCCCCCAAAACCCGUAAUGUUUGUCUUCACGCCCAAGUCGAUGGCCGUGCACCUGAAUUUGGGAAGUGUGGUCUUCGGAAUGACCAAGUUUUCGCGUGAGGAAGUGCGAUCGGUGACCGUGUGCAACGAGACCACGCACGAAGUGAUGAUCUCUGGGCAGUUUUACACGGAACCAACUACCACAGUGGUGGAUAGAAAGGAUAGCGAUAGUCUCGAUAAGGAAGAAAGGCUAUCCAGCAAACUGAUCGAAGAUGCCGUCAGCAUGCACAGCAUCCUGCUUUACGACUUUGAGGAGCACAGGAGUGUUCAGGAUGUUCGGAUUGAUGCCGAGGCGGUGAAGCACUUUGACUUCAGUGUGCCCACCCGAAUCUCGGCGGGAAUUUCGACCGAGAUCAGGCUGGUCUUUCGACCCAGCUACGAUGCCAAUAAUCCCUUUUCGGAUGAGGUGGAGCCACCGUACUUUCAGCGUACUCGGGUCACAUUUUGCUUCAGCGACGCCGAGGAAUGCAUUGAAUCGCACAACAUCAUCUUGUCUGGUUUAAUCGGUGGCAUCGACAUGGAGUUCCAUCCGAAGGUGGUCGACUUCCGGAAGAUCUACCUGGGCGAAGAGCACUGCGCCCAGAUCAAAGUUCUCAAUGUUGAUGAUGUGCCUGCCAAAGUGGUCUACAAGGAUUGCUCGGAACCGGAUGUUUGUGGCAUUCGGGUGACGCCCUCUGAAGGCUUCCUGCUGGAGCCCUGCACCCGUGGCAUCUUCAAUGUGUCCUUCUACUCCUUGUUUCCCGCCCGUUUUCAAAACACGCUGCGUUUCAAGGUGGAGAAUGGAGCCCACUACAAAGUGUUGAUCAAAGGCACAGGACAGCCGGUGCAACUGCGCACCUUUCCGCAACUGGUGGAGUUUGGGAGCAUUCCCAUUGCCGUGCCCCAAAAGCGUUACAUGCUGCUCAUGAAUCCCCUGGCGGUGCCCAUUACGCUCCAGGUGAAGGCCACCGAUGAUGGUGAAGAAACACCGCUGGUACUCAAUAUACGCAACUCCACGGAGAUGCUGCCCAUCACGGUGAGGGAUCCCAUACGACAUCUGCAGCAAGUGCACGAGGAUCUGCAGAAUCAGGAGCCAGAAGAACACAGGGAGAUCCGUCUCACGACCACCGAGUCAGAGAUUCUGUCUAUGAAGUCGGUUAAAGGAAGCGAGUCCGUCUACAGUUUGGAGUUUGAGGAGGAAGUGAUGGAACCCAUUCCACAGAUGGCCGCCCAUCUGCUGACCAACCUGAAGAAGCAGAAGAUCUUUGACAAAUCGGAGACGGAUCGUCGAGUUAUCCAGGAGGCACUAAUGGGUCUGCUCAACACCAAGUAUUUCUCAGUAUUUACCAAGCAUAACAACUACAUAUUCAUGGACUGGAACGCUGUGCCCAGCGAUCCGAGAGAAGUGUUCUGCGACAAUGAGAUAAUCUAUUUGCGUCCAAACACCGGACGCAGCAUCACCAUCCUUUUGGUGCCCAACAAGGUGGGCUACUUCCAUCGAUCGCUGUCCGUGCGAAUUUGUCCGGCAGUGUCGACCUCCUCCAUGGAUCCUUCCAGUGAUGAUCAUCCCAUUAUGAAGACUCUUGUGAAGUCAGAGUUCCUCUGCUCGAAACUGUGGUUUGAGUACAACUGCGUUGUUCCCGAGAUUUUGUGGUCCAACCUGGUGGACCUCUCACAUCGCACCAUUUAUGCUGGCGAGGACUACGACUUCGAGAUGACCUUUUCCAACCGCUCUAUCAUAGGCGCUUUUAUUCACUAUGAUGUCAUUCCCACCGACAUGACCUUUCGCGAUGGCACCUGGAAGUUCUUCAUUGACGGCGGAUCGGAAAUAACUGCCAAAUGUGCGGUGACCUUCCGCUCGCUGGGAAGCACCCGUCUAUCUGGUCUGGUCAAAAUUGUAGGCGCCAAUCGACCCUAUGCUUUCCAUCUCUUUGCCAACGUUCUGCCCACGGAAAUUAGGGUUACGCCGAUGUACGUUCACAAGCGCCUGCAGGUCUACGAAAAGAGCGUGGUGCACUUCUAUAUCGACAACUAUACGCCCACGCACACCAAACUCAGUAUGAGACUGAAAGACAUAGAAUACCAGUAUCUGACAUUGAGGGGCGGAGCCUUGGCCUCUUCUGGACAGAGCAUGUACACCACCCUGGUCUCGUUGUUCACGGAUCCCGAUCUGUACCAGAACACCCUCUAUAUAGAUCUGCAGUUUGACAAUGUGAUGAUGCUGCCCAUCACGUUUCUGGUGGAGGGAGUACCACUCUAUUUUGAGCCCGAUAUCCGAAAGGGUUUCGAUGCCGGACUGCUGUACACCGAUACAAAGGAGCAGUUCCAGGAGAGUUUCUACCAGCACCGCUUUCCCAUUCGGGUGAUCAACAAGGGACGUCGUGCCUACCGGAUUCUCAUUAUCCGAUUGAAUACCUAUGGCCCGGGGGCCAAUGUGACAUCGGGGUGCUCCACCAACGCCCUGACCUCGCGAUUCGACAUGGAACCGAAGAACCUCUACAUGUCGCCCAGUUGCGAGAAUCAGCUGGAGAUCAUGGCCAGCUCCUAUGUGGAGGGACACGCCACCGGCGACUUUCUGCUGCAGGUCAUCGAUCAAAAGUACCCACAGCGAAAGCACAUCAUAAGGAUCAGGGCCUCGGCAGAGUUUGUGGACUGUCAGCUGACUUGGAUUCCCAAGCAGGUAAACUUCAACUACAAGCGCUGUGAGCCCUUGAAAGAACGCUCCUAUGUGGAAACGCCACUGCUGGUGAAUCCCUGCUCGGUGCCCAUCCACGAGGUAACGCUCCAGGAGACGGGCCCCUUUAGGAUCAAGGAAUACUACGAGCACUCGUACGAAAAAGAGAUUCAGAUCAGCCUAAAUGGCGCAGAGCGAAAGGAGAUCUUUGUGAUCCUCAAUAGAGGAGCUUUAAAGCCUCUACUGUGCCGCCAAAUCGAGGGUAGAAUCAAUGUGAUGGCGAUGGGCAGGCAACUGAAGUCACUGCCCCUCCGAGUAGCCAUAAUGGUGCCGGAUGUGGUGAUCCUCCAGCCGGAACUGGUCCUCUUCGAUCGCGGCAAACCGUACGAUAGUAGCAUCAAUCUGGUCAACCAAGGCUGCAUGCCAGCGGAGUUCAAGUGGAGAAGGCUGGAGACCACCGAGGUGUUCGUGAGCGACGAGGAUGAUCCCGAUGGCAUUGCAGCCGAUAUCCUUUCCGAGAUUCUGCGCAUGCUGGAGUACGAUUUCAGCUGCGAGGAUCAGCCGAAUAUGACCAAGAGAUACCAGGAGUGCCGCUGUCAGUUUCGUCGCUUCGAGGAGCAUGGCGAUUUUAUAAUGGAGAUUUUAGAAGAGGUCAUCAACGAAAUGGACUUGAAGCACAGGCCUCUUCUUUACCCGCCCAAGGAUCCUCCCGAGGAUCAGCAGCAGGAGGAGGACAGGGAUCAGAGCUCGUCGAGCGUGGUGCGGGAAACCAUUUCGGACAUCCUCAAUCGCCUGCAUCUCGAUUCCAGCGAUCGGUGGUCGGAGGCCUCCUCCGAAUACUGCUUUGCCAGUCGGUACAUCUACUUUUACGAAAAGCGCGGUAUCGUCGAGAAUGCGGAUCUGGAGUGCAAGCUCUAUCUGCCGCACAUCCGACGGAGCCACGAGAUGCGAUCGGUCUUCGAGUUAAGCCUCCUGGGCGGACGAAGUCAGCGAUUCACCGUCACGCUGGUCAAUCUGCCGCAGAAGAUCAAGUUCCACAAGGACAGCAUCUACAUGGGCAUCAAGCCCUGGUACGAGUCAUUCGAUACGACGGUGCGUGUCACCAACGUGACCAAGUAUCCCCUCCAGUUGGUUGUCGUCGAGGUGAAGAAGCCGCCUCCAAAGGAUCAACCCCACGAGAAGCGUCUGGUAGAUGGCUACUGCAAGAUGAUGACCAGCGACAUGAUGAACCUGGAGCCACUGGGAGCGAAUCAGAUCCGGGUGAAGGGCAUCCUGGGAUUCAGCGAGAGUUUCAAGCACUCCUUUGGGGCGAUGAUCAACAACAGUGACUCCAGCUACUUUUGGCUGCGCGGACAGGGCGUUAUGCCCAUGCUGGACAUGGUAUCCCCGCUGCCAAGCACUCCAAUGGAUCCGCUGGAGGUGGAGGAGGAGUACCGAAUGCUGCAGAGGAUCUACCACUACGAGAUAUUUCGCUCCAUCACAGAGGUUGAUGAGGAACCGAAACGCGCGGAAGGUGAGGAGGAGAACCAGGUGGAGGAUAAGGUAUCCAUUAGCGAGGAUUUCUCCCUGCUCUCCUCCAGCGAAUCGGAAAUGUCCUCCGAUCGGAAGGACCAGCACGAUUUGCAACUCUUUCGCAUGGUCCACACCUACGUGAUGGUCAAUAACAACCAGGAACUUCCACAUGCCACUGUUUUGAGGCAACUAAUACUGGCGGAAAGGUAUUUGAAGCGACUCCGUUUGAAUCCCGACUUGUAUGCGGUGCAUCAGCAGGUCUAUCAGACCUACCAAAAGAUGCACAAGGCUCCGGGAUUCAAGCAGCCGGCCAUGGUGAAGCACUUCACGGUUCAGCCCAUUCCCUGCCAGCAGCACGGCUACGUCCUCGACUUGGGUCCACUGACCAGGAACAGUGUUCGGCGGUUUCAGCUCAAGCUCCACUUCUUCGGACCCGGAAAACUCAUUGCAGCCGCUCGCACGGCUGUUAGGAUUCCAGGCUUAUAUGUGGACUUUAACGUUAAGGAUCCCAAGCAUGCCGAUAAAAAAUUCUCCUUCUGGGCUGAGAAGUGCACGGCGCUCGAGUAUUUCAAGGAAAAGUAUAGGAAUAUGUUUGAGCGUCUGCUGGACGCGGAACAGGAUCCCAAGCUGAAGCACGCCCACUCCUUCGACCUGGACACCAUGGUCAAGCACCAGCGAGAUCUGGCGCCCAAGGAUCGCCGGCUGAUCGAGGAGUACUACAACAGCCUCAAUCCCUCCGUUUAUCCGGAUCACAAGCACCACUUCACCCUGGCCAAGAUCUUCUCCGGCUGCCUGUCGAACUAUUCCGGAGUGGACGUUACCAUGGUCGGAUUCUUUAAGCCAGAGUCGCGCUUCUAUGUGAAGGAUCAGCUGGUGGAGGACUAUCUGUUUAUCGAUUUGCACAUGGGUCCUACACUUCCCGUUCUUCUAAAAGGCGUCAUCGUCGCCUAG